Messenger RNA from Mya arenaria, 2750 nucleotides. RefSeq lists its product as uncharacterized. The transcript has 2 exons. The record is from RefSeq and is a predicted model, not a curated record. NCBI's taxonomy places the organism in Eukaryota, Metazoa, Mollusca, Bivalvia, Myida, Myidae. Gene Ontology annotation, molecular function: protein binding. The coding region runs from base 130 to 900 and encodes 256 amino acids.
UAAAGGUGUAUCGGAGCGUUAAGUAUGUUUAAUAUGGUAGUACCUAAAGUGGUUUUGCAGCUGAAAAUUAAAACAAAAGCAGAUUGCUUUCCAUGAUGUACAGUUAGGUUGUUAUUUGAACCCAAGAAAAUGGCUCGAACACACGUUUAUUUUUGUGCUCUGUUCAUCAGUACCUUUUCUUCUGUGGUACUAGCUUUGGAGCCGGUGUGUCCAGUAUGCUCAAAGUAUGAUUACGAAGAGAAACUUUUAGAGAGGGUGAUACGAAUGGAGUUCACAGUGGAAAAAAUUGUGAAUGACAACAAAGCCGCCGUCAGCGAUCAAAUUAAUGAAGGAUUGGACAUUGUCAGGAGGGAAAACGCUCAACUGAGGGAGUUGAUAAGUGAGAUGUCAACUAAUCUUACCGAUUAUGAAAGGCAACAGUCCAACAAGGUCGAGGAGUCUCUAAGCAGCGCUCGUGCGUCCCUGGACGAUGCGAUUCAGCUGACCAAAGCCAAAGAAACACCGUUUGUGCUUUUCCACGCAAGUAAUCCGAAAGACAAAAGUCCCGCCACAGGAGACACAAUCGUGUUCUCGGACAUUCAAACGAACGAAGGAUUGGGCUACGAUGCCGCCAACGGGAAGUUUACCGCGCCUGUGUCUGGUCUCUACAUGUUCUUCAUGCAAGUCUGCGUUUAUAGCAAUGUCUAUGUUAACUUACAACUAGUGAAGGAAGCUAACGUGCUGAUUGGUAGUAGUUACUAUCAUACUCAAGGGCAUCCGUGCUCCAGUGCCCAGGUUUUCACGCGGCUUGUAGAGAGUGAGAGCGUCUGGGUGUAUUGUGUGUCAGGACGGGACACAGCCCAGCUGUAUCACGAUAGUUAUCGCUGGACCAGUUUCGGGGGAGCUCUUGUUCAUAAAUAAUUAAAUGAGGACCUACUGCCCCCAUGUUGGUGUUGUACACGCACCAGAUGACCUGAAACAUACCGGAUUCAGUAACUGCGAAUACUCGAUUUUGAACAUGUCUCACCUGAACUAACUACAAGACAUGGUCGUUUGAAAAUAUAUUCACUUAAGCUACCAAAAACACCCACGAAGCUCGAAUGUGUUCUGUAAAUGUAGAGUUAUUUUUGCUAAAUACAAAACAUCUUACUCACAUAGUUUUAGCCUGGCGCAGCCCUGCGUCUGCCAGUGAAUCGUUAAUCAAACUGAAUAUCUAUCAGUGAACAUUUUGCAGAUUUUAGCAAACCGUUAACAUUUAAUCAAAUUUAUUGAUAUGCAUAAAUUGUUAAGAUAAUUUUGUUUCUUAUAUUUUGGUGUACAAACAUUUGAGUUUCUUUAAUUUCAACUAAAAAAAUAAAGUUUCCGCUUAGGUGAUUGUUUUACUUAGAUGCCUAACGCAUACGCCUAUACGGCCCUGCCGGUUCUCAUCGAUGACAUUAUAUUAGAUACAAUAUAUAAGAGUUAACACCCUUUCUCAUAUUGUUGGAUUUCUUUUAUUGGACACGUUUCUAUCAAACGGUUUGAGUUUGGCUUUGAGAAUGGAAAUGUGAAAAUGAAUACUGAUAGCAGUUGUUUUCUUUUUUCUCUUUUUUGCUGCAUUAUUACCGUUUGGCAGUGUAUCAGUGUUUUCAAAUCAGUCCUAUAGGAUAACACACAAUAGAGCAGAUCUCAAUUGUUUGGCAAACUGCUGAAAAUUUCAUUUUUUUUAAAGCGUUAGUAACGCUUUUAGCCAUAAAACAUCAGUUUUCGAGCGUAAAUAUUAGAAACUUUGAUCUGAUCUUUGAUCAGCAUUCUUAUAUCUCCAGCUUUCAGACAUUUACGCAAAAUUAGGCUCAUUCCAAGACAAAAAAUCAAAAAAGUUGUCAAAACGGUGAAUCUGUGAGAUGUAGCUUUAAAACAUAAGAUUAUGAUUACGUAUAUAUUAAACUAGGUUUAUCAAUCGCUUUAAUCAGAUCUUAUCGAAUAUACUGUCAUAUUGAAUGUGAAAUUAUAUUGUAUAAAUAUGAAUUAUUUCAACUUAAGGAUAUAAAGAUGUAUCUCACAUACGAAACUGUAAUGUUCACACCGUCAACACUUAACACGUGCAUACCCUUGAAAUGAAUGAUUUCAUUCCUAAAAUUACGGAUUAUUGCUUGAAGACUUUUAAGUUAUAAUGAUCCUGUCUUUCAAGAAAUUAAAUCAAUUACGCUUGAUUGAAUCUACGAUUACAGGUUGAAAAUAUUGCAUAAUUGUUAUUAACUCCAUACAAUCUUACACAUUAUAAUAAGCCAAAAACACAACCAAUGUAUGCAAUAGAAGAAUACCAAUUUGUAAAUUAAUCAGAUAGUUUCACAAUCGCUUAAAUAUAAAGGUAUCGAAGGUUGAAUCUUUUUUUACCUCUUUUCUGCAGCCAAACAAUAUCGAAGACGAUCCAGUGCAAACAUUCAACAGUUCGAAAAUACCUCAUUGAAAUAGUAAUUUAUACCUUAAACAGCACUAAAUUUGGAUUUAAUUAAAUGGCUUCUUUUUCAUCUAAUCUAAAUUGGCAAGAGGUGCAAUUUGUGUGGGAUUUCAAUUAUCUAAAUGCAUUGUAAAUACAGUAACUUGAAACCACAUUCUGAUAGAAUCUAGAUGCAUGUAACAGUGGUUGUCAAAUAGUUCAGAAAAAAAAUUGCAUUUCUAAUGAUUUUAUGUCAGUUUUCAAUAAUAUGAUUAACGAUUAGUUAUUCAUUUGGUUAUGCUAAAUUAUGAAAUGUCGUUAUUUGAUUCGCAUUAAAUAACUAUAUAUUGUA